Molecule: messenger RNA, 2699 nt
Organism: Bursaphelenchus xylophilus (pine wood nematode)
Lineage: Eukaryota; Metazoa; Nematoda; Chromadorea; Rhabditida; Aphelenchoididae
Source: the annotation of a GenBank genome assembly
AUGUCCGAGCAACGGCCUGGUGCGGCCUACGAGGUUUAUUCGUUGUGCGAAGAGCUAGCGGACAAACUGAAAUUGCUAGAUUAUGAGAAAGAGCUUCUGCCGAAAGUGGAUGGCUUCAAAAUUAUUCCGAGGUAAUUUGUUCUACUUAAUUCGUCGAUAAAACGAAGGAAAGACGAUUUUUUUACUUUUGGCUAUAGCUCAUCAGCCAGUUUGCCAAUUUUUUGUAAAUAGUACACUAAUCUGGCUCUUAGGGCCCCUCAUUUUUGCUCAUGAGGGCUUCAAGGACCAAUUUAGAAUGUCAUUUGCGCCAUGAUCAUAGUCGGCCCAAAAAGUCCUGAUGAUUUAUCAGGGCCCGAAUUCUGUCGCACUCUGAAAAAAAUGAUUUGUCGCUGCGAAAAAUGAGAAUCGCACGCGGAGGCAAAAAACAAAAAUGCAGUGUGAAAAUGACGUUUAUGGGACAAAUGCACUGUGAAAAGCAUUUUUUCGUGCAGUUUGCCUCAAAAACACCAUUAACACAGUGCGUUUUUGUUUUUUUCUUGCGUCGCGCGCGAUUCUCAUUUUUCGCAGCGACAUAUCAUUUUUUCAGAGUGCGACAAAAUUCGAGCCGCGAUAAAUCAUCAGGACUUUUGCGCCGAGUACAGUGGAGGACCUGAUCCAUUGGCAAAAAAAAUCUCAAAAAUGCAGCAAAAUACCUCCCUCUCCAAGUGAAAAAACUCCGAUUUCAAAGGCCCUCGUUUUGAGAGGAAAAGGGCGCGCCCUUCAAAACGGAGUUUUUUUGAGUUGUAGAGGGAGGUAUUUUGCCACAUUUUUGAUACUUCCCGGAUGCAAAAUGUUACGUUUUUUGCCAAUGGAUCAGGUCCUUCACUGUAUUAUGGUCAUGUCGCAAAUGACAUUCUAAAUUGGUCCACGAAGCCCUCAUGAACAAAAAUGAGGGCCUCAAGGGCCAAAUUAGUGUACCAUAGUCCUACUUUGGUGAUUUUAGACACUAUUUCGCGCAAUCCACCAACGUUGGAGAGCAAUUCUUUCUUUUCGCCGAACUUGUGGCAUGGCUGAUGCGCAAAGCGCAAUGGAAAGACGUGAAUAUUCCCAGCUCCAAUGACGACCCAAAUACGGUCGCCAAUCUGAUACAAGAAGCGUUGAAAGUCAAGGGGAUCGAAGGAAACUAUGCAACGCAAAAAUUGAAGAGUGGAAGUGGCCGUCAAUGCGUGGAGAUUUUGUUGGCGUUGGCCGAAGCCGCGUUGGCCGCGAAUUCAUUUCAAUUCGAACGGUGGGUAAAAUACGUCUUUUUUCUUGAGGGUAGUUUUACUUUAGAAUGGUCCCAAUCGAGACAAAAGACGACAAUGAAGAGGCGGAUCAACAGAAAGAGGAGGAAGUCAUGUCCGAAGUGAGGGCGACGUUUUAUACGAUCAAAUUUCGAAAUUUUUUAAAUUUUUUUUCAAACGAGAUUUUCGUGUUUCGUGAUUACAAUUAUCCGAAAAAUCCUUUCAGACCGAUGAAGAAGAGGCUGCGAUCGCGGAGGAUGAGGACGAUGUGGCCGAAAUCACAGAAGCCCGACCAUUGGAGAUCCAGGAAGACAUGUUCCAGGCAAGAAAUUUUAAAAGUGGUUGUAAAAUACGACAAACUCCCCAACAUAAAUGCUUUAUACGAUGACACAUGUCCUAAACGAAAAAUUGGGCACGUUCCAUUGCAUAAAAUGUCGAGUUUAUCUUUUUAUACUCCAUAAGGCACCAUGGGCCGUAUGCCCUUUAAUUUUUCAAGCAUACUAUUUUAUACGAUGAAACCUGUCCAAAAUGUUAAUUGGACAUGUUUUAUCGUAUGAAAUGUCGCCGUUAUCUUGAAAAUAGCUUUUUUAUAAUCCAUUAGACGCCAUGGGCCGCAUGCUCUUUAAUUUUUCAAGCCUACCAUUUUAUACGAUCAAAUCUGCCGAAAAUUUUUAUUUGACAUGUUUCAUCGUAUAAAAUGUCGCAUACUUGCCCUUUAUAACGCUAUUUCAAAUUUCCCAUAUAACGAGUAAUUUCAGUCCCACGAGCCGCUCCAACAAAUCCUCCACAGUACAACCAGUUCCAACACAAUCAAAGCCGAGCUCGACCGCGUUCUUCCCCAGCUUCGGGUGACGGUCAGAGCCUCCGACAAGCAUUGGAAAAUGCAUGCCGAGCAACUAGCGCAACUUCAACGAAACCUGAACGCUUAUUACGAAAGUGUUCGGCCAUUUCUGGCUCAAUUAUCGGGGGAUUUGAAACAAAGUGUGGAGAAGAUUUCGUCGCGGGAAAAACAUCUCAACGAACACUUGAUGGGGGUGCUACAGGAAUACCGAGCGGCGAGAAAUUCGUAUGCCGAAAAUUUGGAGAAAUACAAGUGGGUUUGGAAGACGGAAUUUUGAUUUUUUUUUGCGAAAUUUUGAAUUUUUUCGAUUUUUUUUGAAAAUUUUUUAAAAAAUUUCCAGAGAAGCCAGCGUUGGGCUGGAUCAGCGCCAACAAACCCUGCAGCAGAUUGGCGAUGAAAUCGAGCAAAUAAAAAUGCAAAUCGAGCGACAGGGCGCUGAGAAUUUGAAUGGCGCUUCGUUGGUGAAAAUUCAGAACUCGAUUACGAAAAUUGAGCGCAAAAUCUUGGAAAUGAAUGUGCAAAUCGCGGUGGUGGAGCAGAAUCUUCAUUUGGGAGAGCUGAACGAAAAACAAGCCGGGAUUUACGGAAUUAUGUAG